Molecule: messenger RNA, 2014 nt
Organism: Cercocebus atys (sooty mangabey)
Lineage: Eukaryota; Metazoa; Chordata; Mammalia; Primates; Cercopithecidae
Gene: CD80
Product: CD80 molecule
Exons: 5
Coding region: 434-1192 (252 amino acids)
Biological process (GO): immune response; cell surface receptor signaling pathway; cellular response to lipopolysaccharide
Cellular component (GO): external side of plasma membrane
Molecular function (GO): coreceptor activity
Source: RefSeq, a predicted model, not a curated record
CUGUCCAAUAAAACUGCUGGCGCUAACAAAGUACUUCUGAGUCGAUUCAAAUCUUCUGUCAAGCAACUGCAGGCUAGAAGGGGAAAUGCCACCUCUCUGAUGAUAGACGACCCACCCAAAGAAAACGGAGCGACUUGUCAUUGCUUUAUAGACUACAAGAAGAGAACAUCUCAGAAGUGGAGUCUCAUCUGAAAUCAAAGGAGUUAAAGAAAAAGUGGAAUUUUUCUUCAGCAAGUUGUGAAACUAAAUCCACAACCUUUGGAGACCCAGGAACACCCUCCAAUCUCUGUGUGCUUUGUAAACAUCACUGGAGAAUCCUCUGGGCUGGCAAUUGGAUUGUCACCACCCUGCCUGUUUUGUGCCUGGGAAGUGCCCUGGUCUUGCUUGGCUCCAAAUUGUUGGCUUUCACUUUUGACCCGAAGCAUCUGAAGUCAUGGGCCACACAUGGAGGCAGGGAAUAUCACCAUCCAAGUGUCCAUACCUCAAGUUCUUUCAGCUCUUGGUGCUGGCUUGUCUUUCUCAUUUCUGUUCAGGUGUUAUCCACGUGACCAAGGAAGUGAAAGAAGUGGCAACGCUGUCCUGUGGUCACAAUGUUUCUGUUGAAGAGCUGGCACAAACUCGCAUCUACUGGCAAAAGGAGAAGAAAAUGGUGCUGACUAUGAUAUCUGGGGACAUGAAUAUAUGGCCCGAGUACAAGAACCGGACCAUCUUUGAUAUCACUAAUAACCUCUCCAUUGUGAUUCUGGCUCUGCGCCCAUCUGACGAGGGCACAUACGAGUGUGUUGUUCUGAAGUAUGAAAAAGAUGCUUUCAAGCGAGAACACCUGGCUGAAGUGAUGUUAUCCGUCAAAGCUGACUUCCCUACACCUAGUAUAACUGACUUUGAAAUUCCACCUUCUAACAUUAGAAGGAUAAUUUGCUCAACCUCUGGAGGUUUUCCAGAGCCUCACCUCUCCUGGUUGGAAAAUGGAGAAGAAUUAAAUGCCAUCGACACAACAGUUUCCCAAGAUCCUGAAACUGAGCUCUAUACUGUUAGCAGCAAACUGGAUUUCAAUAUGACAACCAAUCACAGUUUUGUGUGUCUCAUCAAGUAUGGACAUUUAAGAGUGAAUCAGACCUUCAACUGGAAUACACAUGUUGCUAACUAUUCUUCAAAGCAGCUGAAGAAUAAACAGUGUAGCUGCUGCUCCUGAUCUGGAGGCAUGGACCAGCAGCACCAUAUCCACCAACACCUUUCUCCUCCCCACCCUCAUCCUUCCUGUGUACUUCUUGUGCUCUGUGGGACUGAAACUACAGCUGAUAACCUUCAGAGCUCUCUUCUAGGAUGGUCCCACCUAAUACCAAGCCAUAUCCACACUUAGUUCUUUGCUGGACUUGUUCUGUAUUUCCAGUAGCUCUAGGCUAGAGGGUGAAAAACCUGUAUCCGAAAGUGAAUGCAAAGUGGCUCCUGCAGCUUUAGGGCAGCUACUGUGAGGUAAGGAUGUGUGUGAUGUGUAUGUGUUGACAGACAAUAUGGUAGGAGAAAGGGAGAAGGCAUGACAGAGCUAGAGAAGGAAAAAUAAAGUAUACAUAGAACACAACAUCAACCAGUUAGUAGUAAUACAUAGUUAUAAUCAGCUAUAAAAGUGAGAUAUUACAAGAUGGCUUGUAAAAGAUUUCCUUAAAAUCUUCCUUAUAUCAACUUAACUCAGUAAAUGCAGACAUUCAAAGUGCCUUUUUCACUUUUAGUAUCUGACAUCUGAAUAUUAGUUGCCCACAAGUAUGUGCCUGAUUGAAGAAUUAUGCAAGAAAAAUGCUAGCAGCUGCAUACUGGAGAGGUGACCAGACAAAGAAUACUCCACAGUUACAUCAAUAGAAAAGGCACAGAAUGAAUAUCAGGCAGUAGGAAACACAUUACAGCUGACAUUAUUCUUUUCCCUCCACAGCCAAGCAAGAGCAUUUUCCUGAUAACCUGCUCCCAUCCUGGGCCAUUACCCUAAUCUCAGUAAAUGGAAUUUUUGUGAUAUGCUGCCUGA